AUAUAUAUAUAUAUAUUAUAGGAUUCUGUGUAAGAUACAAGCCAAUUUUCACACACUCAGGACACUGACAUAUUAAACAAGUUAGAAAUGAAAUACUGAAUGCAAAAUGUUGCCUUAAAGAAAUGAUCAGGGCUAAGUAAAAUUUGGCCACUAGGUGGUAAUAUGUCCAUUAUUCUGGCUGAAAUGUACUUACCGGUAUAUUGAUAUAUGUCUGUUUUGGCUUGCUUGCUGUACUGUACUGAAUUUAACAUCUGUCCAGAUUUCAGUAGAAUCUAUAUGUCUACAAACCAUACACCAAGAAAAAUAUGUUUUUGUAUCAGGAUUGGAGAAAAAUCGAUGCAUACAAAUGAUGUUGCUUUCUCUGUAUGCACUGAAAUUGAUUAUCUGUUUCUUAACUACUAAAUAUGUAUCUGCUAAUAGCUGCAGGACAUAGUAAGGUUGCACAAUUAACGUCUAUAGCAUGUAGUGCAUAACCAGGUUUACUGAUGAAGAGGUAUAAACGAGUCUGCAGAUGCAUAACGUGGAAUUGACUUUUGAAUGAGCUUCCAUUUCGAAUGAUUUAUAAAUAACUGGGGAGCUGUUGGCUUAUUCUGAAUCUUCCACCACAGGUUCAGCUAGUGUAACGACUCCUUUCCUGCAUGACUUCUGUGGAAUGUUAAUAUCAAUCUUUGUUUCUUAAUAAUCAUGUAAACACAAUGUUUGUGUCUUGAUUGGAGCGUAUUCUAGACCAAAAGGGCUCAACAAACUGAUUCCAUAUAUAACACUAAUUUAAAAAAAAAUUUAAUUUUUUUUUUUUUAAAAUGAUUACACCGUGUAACAAUUUUUAUUUUUUUUUGUUUCCUAAUUGCUUAUGCCUCAAAAGUAUAGAAAAUGGCUAUUAUUCCCCACAAACUUUGCUUUUGUGACCAGAACAGUGAUAUUUUGAAAUUUACCUAUUUUCCAGAACAUUCCAGAUAGAUUCAGUGCUGAGUAAACUUCUAGAACUUUCUAGAACUUUCCAGUAAUAUAAAUAGUAGUAUAAAUACAGGGGCCUUAAGCCCACCAGUUCAGUUUAGUUCCAGCUGCCUAAGUGGAUACAUAUCUGAGAUGGCAAGACGCAUUUUGCUAUGUCUGCGGCCAAUUUAUCAAGACAAGAGCGAAAAAGUACUCCGUGGAAGCAUCUGCUAAGAUGUGUGAGGCCUACAAGGCAUAUUUCGGCAUGCCUGUCGGGGAUCAAGACAAACCCUGGGCACCUCAUUUCACCUGCGAGCACUGCAAAAAAAAACUCUGGAAGGUAAGAUGGACAAUUGUUGCUCGGAAUUUUAUGUUAUAAAAUUUGUUAAAAUUUUUAAAAUUGUAAAAGUUUUUAAUUUUAAAAUGUUUUACAAUUUUCAAUGUUAUUGAAAAAAUAUAUCAUAUAUGAAAAAUGUUGCGAGAAUCUCUUACACAUUAGUCAUGGGUGAAAUAAAUGUAUUUUUGUAGGAUGGUACAGAGGGGAAAAGAGAGCCAUGAAGUUCGCUAUCCCAAGAAUUUGGUGGGAACCCACUGACCACUCAAGCAACUGCUACUUCUGCAUGGUGGACCCUUCCAAACGUCGGACUGGCAAGAAUGCACCUGCUAUCACGCAUCCGGACCUUCCUUCAUCCAUCGCCCCGGUGCCACACUGCCAUGAGCUCCCCGUACCCACUCCUCCGGAGAGAGAGCAGCCGUCUUUAGAAGAGAGCAGCAAGUCAGAGAGCGAGGAAGACGUUGUAGAUCCAGAUGACAAUUUCAGAGGUGGAGCUGAGGAGAGAAACCCAUACUACCCCAACCAAAAAGACCUCAACGACUUGAUUAGAGAUCUUGGUCUCACCAAGUCCAAUGCCGAGCUUUUGACAUCUAGGCUCAAGCAGUGGAACUUGUUGGAUGAAAGUGUGCAAGUCGCAGAUCAGAGGAAGCGUCACCAACCUUUUUCCAGCUUCUUCACCCGUCAAGAUGGGCUCUGCUUCUGCCACAAUGUGACCAGUCUGUUCGAGGCAAUCGGAAUCGCCUGUAACCAGAAUGAGUGGCGCCUCUUCAUUGACAGCUCAUCCAGGAGCCUCAAAGCCGUGCUGCUCCAUAAUGGUAACAAGUACCCGUCUCUUCCCCUGGCUCACUCGGUGCACCUCAAAGAGGAUUACAACAGCAUCAAGACCUUGCUGGACGCCUUGAAGUAUGAUGAGUACGGCUGGGAGGUCAUAGGAGACUUCAAAAUGGUGGCAUUCCUGAUGGGUCUCCAAGGCGGUUUUACCAAGUUUCCCUGCUAUCUUUGCCUUUGGGACAGCAGGGACACCAAGGCGCACUACCACAUGCGGGACUGGCCACAGCGGACCGAGUUCUCUGUGGGGAGGAACAACGUCAAGUGGGAGCCACUGGUGGACCCUCGGAAGGUGCUGAUGCCACCACUGCACAUCAAAUUGGGCCUUAUGAAACAAUUUGUCAGAGCUCUAGAUAAGGAGUCGGCAGCCUUCAAGUACCUUCAAGACUUCUUCCGUAAGCUGUCUGAGGCAAAGGUCAAAGCCGGUGUCUUCAUCGGACCACAGAUAAAGAAGAUCCUGGAGUGCAAUGAAUUCCCCAAGAAGCUCACUAGUAAGGAGAAAGCGGCUUGGAACAGCUUUGUCGCAGUGGUUCGGGGCUUCCUGGGCAACCACAAGGCCGAAAACUAUGUGGAGCUGGUUGAGACUCUGGUGAAGAACUACGGCACAAUGGGCUGUAGGAUGUCCCUCAAAGUCCAUAUCCUUGAUGCUCAUCUUGAUAAAUUCAAGGAGAACAUGGGAGCGUACUCGGAGGAGCAAGGCGAGUGCUUCCACCAGGAUAUACUGGACUUUGAAUGCCGCUACCAAGGACAGUAUAACGAGAACAUGAUGGGAGACUACAUUUGGGGGCUGAUUCGUGAAAGUGAUUUACAGUAAAAUCGUAAAUCUCGAAAAACUACUCACUUCUAAAUCUGUUGUAGUCAUUUUUGUAUUACUUUAGUAUAAAUACAUGUUAAUUUGGAUUCAUAUGUUGUUUUUUUCUGACUUUAUGUGAACGAAAAGACACAAAUUCCCCUUUUUCUCAUUGGAAAUAGGUAAAUUUCAAAAUAAGUUUGUGGGGAAUAAUAGCCAUUUUCUAUACUUUUGAGACAUAAACAAUUAGGAAAUAACACUUACUACCCAGGAACAAAAAUUGUGUUACAUAGUGUUAUCUACAAUAAGCCAAAUAAAAAGGCUUGCUCUGCCAUGCCAGAUCGAUGCCAGGAGUGCCAUUUUGCAUUGUUCGUGUGGACUGCUCAGAUGGGAUUUUAAUGGGAUGUGGGAGAGGGGGUUGAGGAAUACAAACACCGCUUAAAAGGUUUAUGCUUAUAACAAUGUGGUUUGGAAGAUUAAGUUGUGGUGAUGCAUAAUAAAGGAAGUCCCUACAUUCCCAUUUGUUUUGGGGGUUGCUUUGUGUUACAAUUGUUUGAGCAGUGUGCACUCAGACUGGCACUUACAAUUCAUGUAAAUAAUAUAUUCUAUGUACAUUUAAUCAACUGCUGAAGCUGAGACACUCAGUACAUAUAUGGAAUCCUAUCACUCACAACAGGCUUGUGUAGCAAGUGGCAUAUCUAUAAAUUACUUUGACCACAAUCAUAACAUACAUGCAUACAAGACCUUGUGAUUAAACAGAGAUACCAAAGUGGUAAAAACGGGUUACAUAAUGUAAGUAAACUAUAACUGAGAAAGAAAAAAAAAAAAACAAUUGCUGGAAGUAUACCAUAUUUCAAGAGAACCUUAUCUUGGAUAGAAAUAAGGUGACUUUUCACCUGGUGGUUUACAGAACUGUUCCCACAGAUCAGCCACAAUGCAAAACCACAUCUGCUCUAUAAAUCAGCAUUUUCUCAUCAGACAGAGGACCUCUUGAUAAUGAUCAGUUGAAGUGAUGAAGUGUUUCUCCUUUUAGGACCACUUUUAACAGUCCGCUAACGUUUAAUCAGUCAGCCCUAGAAACCACUUUAGACACAGACUUCAUAUAGGGUAAAAGUGACCGGUUUCACUGCACUCAUUUAACAUUACACAUUACAAGCUGACACUGGAUAAUGCUUUUGUGUUUGUUUGUUUGUUUGUUUUUUAUUUUGUAAUUUUAAAAAGUAGUCUAUAGUUUGACACAUUUGGUGCUACCCUGGAGAAUAAUGCAAUAGUCACACUUUGACACAAAGAGAUGGUCGGAUCAUCUUCAGACUGGCUUGAGGUAAAGAGAUUUGUGUGCAUUGCAGUGGGAUUGUAUUUCGGCUUGGGAUCGUAAUACACAGAUCUGCUUCUAACAUGAUAGGAUCCACGUUGAAUGUUCAUUUGCUAUCACUAUUAUUGGCGGAUCGUCGUAUUGACCGCGCUGAAGCAGGGGGAAAGCUAACUGGUAGAAGUUUCCAUUGAACACUCGUCUUUAGAAAAUACGCACAAAUUCUUAGAUCAUUACGUAUUCCACCAAAAGAACCCGUCAGAAUAACUAAUGAACCAAACUAGCGGAUAGAGUCCCGUGGGCUUUAUAAAAUACGGUCGAAAUAAUGCGAUCCUCCAGUGGACCUCCUUUGAAAAUAACCCCCAACGUGUCUUGUCUCCUGCAGGAGAAUGCAAGAAACACCUGCAACCCAAUCUGCACUCAUGGAAUGAGUCCGCAUACAUUGGUCGUGUUCUUAUACCACAGAUCUGAAUAGUUCGGCACUAAAUGGCGGAGAUGCGCGUUCUUCGAGGGCUGCUGCGUGACGUCACUCAACUCCAUCCACAGAAAUCUGUGCAGAUUCUGUUGCUGCGGAAGACUGGCUACCACACAAAGACGAUGCAGAGAUCACGAGUGACCUGCUAAUCAUAAUGCAAAUAACCACUAAAACUACUGCUGCCCCCUUAGUGGAGGCGAACGACAUCUUAACGGUAUACAAUGAAGCCACGAACAGCAUUGUCAACGCUAUAUUAAAUAAAUAAAUAAAUAAAUAAAUAAAUAAGUUAUUUAAACAAACAUGACGUACUAAAUGUUAUAACAAAGUUAAUGUUAAUCAAUGACAUCAAACUGACUCUGUAUAGGUUGGGACAUUGAAAAUGCGUUUCUCUAGAAGCUGCGUGCGACGUCAGAAAGACAGCAGCCAAGAGCAGCCGGCGCAGCAAGAUCUGUGUAAAGCUGGGUCCACAUCCGAGCGAUCAGUUGGGCAACUUAGUUGCUUUCAACCGAGUCGCUUAUAUGUGGACGUCCCUGCAACCAGUUGCUUGAAGUAGAGCCCUGCUUUCCAGGCAACCUCCUGAGCGACUUCUGUAGACACAGGCGAUCGCGUGGCAAUUCGCCAACUCUGAUUGGUUCUUAUACUGCUGACUGCACGGCUUGCAUAUUAAGAAGCUCUAAUUUAAAAAAAUGUCGGCGGUAAAAAAAUAAAAUUAAACGGUUUCCUCCAUCUUUUACGCGGCUUUGUUUUUUCUCUUUAGGGAAUAUGGUAUUUAAAAUAACAGUUGAAAAAAUAAUAACAUCCAACUCUUCCUCGUUAAUUACUGGACACAUUACGACAAGUGUCACCUCGGUUGUCAAAAAAUAAAUAAAAUAAAUACGAUUCUAAACUUGUAGACACGGGAGAAGAAAAAACGUGUCAACUCGGUUGUCAAAACCAAAAGAAAAUACUUCACCUUGUAGAUAGAAUAAAAAUGUAAAAAAAAAACAAACAAAAAAAAAAAAACUGUCACCUCAGUUAUCAUAAAAAAUGAAUCUUGUAGACGCUGGAACCUUGUGGCACAAGUAAUUGCUCAGAUGUGGACAUGUGGACACUGCAAUUGCUUAAGUGAUCGCUCAGGUGUGGACCCGGCUUUACAGAACACAACCAGCCUUUCAGGGCUGAACUUGGCCUCAGCAGGCGUCAGGGUGCAAUGCAGGAUAAUGUUGACUGACCUAAGGCAGUCCAUUUUUUAAAAAUGAAUAGCAGACAUUUCAAAUUCUUAGCAGUGACAGAGUGUGUUCACUACACCAUCUCUCUGGUUUUGCAGAUGCUGAGAUGUGCAAGGAUUCCUAAGUAGCAAUGUGGCAUUGGGGGGAUAUGACAUCACAUAACGAAUGAAAGAAUGGAAAUGCAGCUGUUUGGAUUUACAGUGGAAAAAUCCUGCUGGUGGCUGGAGGGAAGAAUGAGGCAUAAGGAUAUACUGGCAUCCUCAAGUGAACUGCAAAAAUGGGAAAGAUGCCAAGCACAUGAAUACAAAGCCUCCUACAACAGUCUGUAAAGCAUUUGAGCAGGCAGGACCUGUGCUAGUUCCUGCAUCAAGCUAGUGUAUUUAUUGUAUUUCUUGUUCUUAUUGUAUUACCUGUAUUGUAACACUUGAAAUGUAUUUGCUUACGAUUGUAAGUCGCCCUGGAUAAGGGCGUCUGCUAAGAAAUAAAUAAUAAUAAUAAUAAUAAUCGUGUACAGCCUUGAAUUUCA
Acipenser ruthenus (sterlet) is the source of this 6403-nucleotide messenger RNA. RefSeq lists its product as uncharacterized. Bases 1488 to 2909 code for a protein of 473 amino acids. NCBI's taxonomy places the organism in Eukaryota, Metazoa, Chordata, Actinopteri, Acipenseriformes, Acipenseridae. The transcript is spliced from 2 exons. The record is from RefSeq and is a predicted model, not a curated record.